GGUUGGGGAGGCGCCAUGGACAGGGAGAUGGCUGAAGAGUAUGAGCUGAACGAGAUAGAUGACACCUUGCAUGGCUCUGUGGGGAGCAGGCUCUCACUGUUUGCAAGGGAGCUCAAGUCAAGGAGAAGCAGCAGCUGGCAUGGCAGCAGCGCCUUGAGGCUACCAAAGGAUCUCUAUGACAGCCUUGUCAUACACCCGAAUGGCAGGUGGUACAGGAUCUGGGCGAACAUGAUGUUCUUGUGGUCCAUCUACUCCACCUUCUUCACACCCUUCGAGUUCAGCUUCUUCCGUGGCCUCCCCGAGCAGCUGCUGGACCUCGAGUGCGUCCAGCUCGUCUUCCUCGCCGACGUCGCCGUCCACUUCUUCCUCGCCUACCGGGACUCCCACACCUACAGGAUGGUCUACGACAAGCGCCUGAUCGCGCUCCGCUACAUCAAAGGCAGCUUCGCUCUCGACGUGCUCGGCUGCUUCCCCUGGGACGCCAUCUACAAGGUGACGGGGAGGAUGGAGGUGGUGAGGUACCUGGUGUGGCUGAGGCUGUACAGGGCGAGGAAGAUCAUGGCCUUCUUCAAGAAGGUGGAGAAGGACAUCCGGGUCAGCUACCUCUUCACCAGGAUCGUGAAGCUCAUCACCGUCGAGCUCUACUGCACCCACACCGCCGCCUGCGUCUUCUACUACCUCGCCACCACGCUGCCGCCGGCGCGCGAGGAGGGCACCUGGAUCGGCAGCCUCACCCUCGGCGACGCCAGGUACAUCAACUUCAGGGAGAUCGACCUGCUCACCCGCUACAUCACCUCGCUCUACCUCGCCAUUGUCACCAUGGCAACUGUUGGUUAUGGUGACAUCCAUGCGGUGAACACGAGGGAGAUGGCGUUCACCGUGGUGUACAUCUCGUUCAGCAUCCUCCUCAGCGCGUACCUGAUCGGCAACAUGACGGCGCUCAUCGUGAAGGGAUCGAAGACCGAGCGGUUCAGGGACAGGAUGACUGACCUCAUCAGGUACAUGAACAGGAACAGGCUGGGCAGCGACAUCAGGUCUCAGGUGAAGGCUCACCUGAUGCUGCAGUAUGAGAGCAGCUACACGAGAGAUCGAGUCGUCGAUGACAUCCCGGUCGCAGUUCGAUCGAAGAUGUCACAGACACUGUACCUGGACAUGGUUUCAAGAGUUGGCCUGUUCAGAGGGUGCUCAGAUGAUUUCCUAAGCCAAAUUGUAGUGAAACUGCAUGAAGAGUUCUUCCUCCCAGGGGAAGUUAUCUUAGAACAAGGCACUGUGGUUGAUCAAAUUUAUAUUGUGGCACAUGGAUGUCUGGAAGAGGUGGCCAAUGGGGAAGAUGGAUCUGAAGAUAUCAUCUCAGAACUUCGGCCAUAUGACAUAGUUGGUGAUGUCGCUGUGAUUUGCAACAUUCCACAACCAUAUACUGUUAGAGUCUGUGAGCUCUGCAGCCUUCUAAGAAUUGACAAACAGUCUCUGACAAGAAUAUUACAAAUUUACAUCAAGGAUAAUGGUCAGAUAUUGAGCAAUCUACUAAAGGGGAAAGAAACUGAGUCAAAGGGGAAGCAAUUGGAAUCAGAUAUCACAUAUCUGCUAGCAAAGCAAGAAUCAGAACUAGUCCUUGGAGUAAACAACGCUGCCUAUCAUGGAGAUAUAUUUUGUCUGAAAAGCUUAAUCAGCGCAGGAGCAGAUCCGAGUAAAUCAGAUUAUGAUGGCAGGACUGCAUUGCAUAUUGCUGCACUGAGAGGAUACGAAGAUAUCGUCAGGUUCCUCAUCCAACGAGGAGCGAAUGUCAACAGCAUAGACAGGUUUGGAAACUCACCACUGCUGCAGGCAGUGAAAUCAGGCCAUGACAAGAUCACGUCGCUUCUCGUGGAGCACGGUGCAACUCUGAACCUGGAGGACACUGGGGGCUACCUCUGCAGAGUGGUCAGAGACGGCAGGAUCAAUCUGCUGAAGGAGCUGCUCAAAUUCGGGAUCAGCCCGAACUGCAGGAACUAUGAUCAGAGGACGCCGCUUCACAUAGCCACGGCGGAGGGCCUUCACCUUGUUGCCAGCACGCUGGUAGAAUCUGGAGCAGACAUUCAUGCCAAAGACAGGUGGGGGAACACACCGCUUGACGAAGGGAGAAGGUGCAGCAGCAAACCACUGGUCAGGAUUCUGGAGCAAGUUAGAAGUGUUGCAGCAAAUUGAUGACAAAGGA
Messenger RNA from Oryza brachyantha (malo sina), 2194 nucleotides. Its product is annotated as potassium channel KOR2. The coding region runs from base 16 to 2184 and encodes 722 amino acids. Gene Ontology annotation, cellular component: membrane. The record is from RefSeq and is a predicted model, not a curated record. Gene Ontology annotation, molecular function: voltage-gated potassium channel activity; protein binding. Gene Ontology annotation, biological process: transmembrane transport; potassium ion transport. Lineage: Eukaryota; Viridiplantae; Streptophyta; Magnoliopsida; Poales; Poaceae. The transcript is spliced from 12 exons.